UCCCUAUGCUAUUAAUUUUCUUUCAAUGAUAAUGAGCUUGUUUCAUCAUGAAGAACCAUCAAACCCCUCCAAGAGAUGCAAGUUUCUCAAGGAUGCUUUCGCAACGUGCCAUACUUUCUGCGGAAAGUUUUCUUCUUGUAGCCUAAAACACGAAGAUGAUGAUGUCAGUGAGUACGACGAUGAACAAGAAAUUUUUGUUUCAGCAGUUAUAAGUCAAUACAUGGAAUCGAAGUCAAAGAGGAAGAGUGGACUUAUAAUGGAUAGCUUCAUAUGGGAUUUCCCCUUAAUUGAUGACUUACUUCCCAAUAGAAAGGAAAAACAACAUGCAUAUGCAUAUGCAAGUGAUGCUAAUGAAGAUAAAUAUGAGUUCCACUCUCCUUGUAGCCGCCUUUCUCGGUGUUCAAGUGCUACGACUGCAGAAGAGUUUAUGUCAGUAAAGACAAAUCUUUCUCGUUGUUCAAGCAUGAGCAGUAUCGAAUUUCCAAUGUUUAGAAGGAGACGGUCUAUAUUUCGUGAGCUUUGUCGUUGUGAGGGUUGGCCGUUUGGUUUGUGUAGGAAGGCUCUUCUUGUUCCCCCUCUUCCCAAAUCUCCAUCCGAAUCUUGGAUGUGGCGUAAAAACACCAGACUUAUCAACAUACCUUGAUUUUUACAUAUAUCAAUUAAGGUCCUUUCACCAUUUUGCAAGUAAAAUAAAGGAGGGAUCGAAUGCAAGAGAGCUUCAAAUUGGAAGACAGAGUCAUAAUCUUGCAACAAUUAUUGCAGUAUAUGUUGAUAUAUGACUGACCGAUCAAUCUAUAAAUUCAAUCAAAAUGAAA
Messenger RNA from Erigeron canadensis, 815 nucleotides. RefSeq lists its product as uncharacterized. NCBI's taxonomy places the organism in Eukaryota, Viridiplantae, Streptophyta, Magnoliopsida, Asterales, Asteraceae. The record is from RefSeq and is a predicted model, not a curated record. Bases 26 to 643 code for a protein of 205 amino acids. The transcript is spliced from 2 exons.